This is a messenger RNA of Rhizophagus irregularis DAOM 181602=DAOM 197198, 4671 nucleotides long. RefSeq lists its product as uncharacterized. NCBI's taxonomy places the organism in Eukaryota, Fungi, Glomeromycota, Glomeromycetes, Glomerales, Glomeraceae. The record is from RefSeq and is a predicted model, not a curated record.
AUGUCAUUAGAUAAUUUUAGAUCUAAAGUCCUUUCAAAUUCAGAUGGGGAGGAAAGGGUCGAAGUUAAUCAAAGACUCUUAAUUGAUAAGAUUUUGGCUCGGUACCCUUCUGAAUUUGUAGUAUUUCGCGAGUUAAUGCAGAAUUCUGAUGAUGCAGGGUCAUCAACGGUUCAAAUUGUUUUCGAAACUGCAAGUAAUAAUUAUCAAGCUGUACGAAAUCCUUCAAAUCCAUCAAAAAGGUUGAGUUUAGAUAGAAAAAUGGAGAACAAAAUUACGCGAAUUAUAUUUAAAAACAAUGGAUUCGCUUUUAGAGUUGAGGAUUGGAAUCGAUUAAAGAAAAUUGCUGAAGGAAAUCCAGAUGAACAAAAAAUUGGAGCUUUCGGUGUUGGCUUUUAUUCAUUGUUUUCAGUUUGUGAAGAACCAUUCGUUUCUUCCGGUGGGCAAGGGAUGGCUUUCUAUUGGCGUGGAAACCAAUUAUUUGUAAAACAAGCACAAACUGGUGAUGAUGAUAAAGUUUGGACAACAUUUUUAAUGGACAUGAGGGAACCUUUAGAAAUUCCAGAUCUUGAAAAAUUCGCACGGUUCUUAACAAAUUCAUUGGGAUUUACAGGAAAUCUUCAAGACGUGCUUGUAUAUGUUAAUGAUAUAUUGGCAAUGCAAUUGUCAAAGAAAAUGCAAGAUCCGAAACCAAUAAAUAUUACGCCCGAUUUCAAUACGUUUUCUCCACAAAAGAUAUUUAAUCUUACCUUAGCAAAUGUUAGAUGUGUUCAACUAUAUAUGAAAAGAUUGGUGAUUCCGACAAAUAUGAGCUUAAGACAAUGGAUUUCGUUACCAAACGAUCUUCAAAUAGAAGAAGCAUCUAUAUUUCUUAGAGUUGUCAAUGGAAAUUUAGAUGUUAACGUUAGCGAUGAGAUUUCUUCAGAAAUGGAAAGGGUUACAAAAAAGAAACCACCAAGUAAAACGAUUAUUCAAAUGAUUUAUACUGGGGUUGAUGAAGAUGGUAGUUGUAAUACGGAUGUUUCGCCAAUUUUUAAAGACUUACUUCCAUAUCCCGGACAAGGAAAGAUAUAUAUUGGUUUUCCGACUCAUCAAACUACCGGAUGUUGCUCUCACUUAGCGGCUCGUGUAAUUCCUACUGUGGAUCGAGAAUCAAUCGACUUGGUGGAGAAAACUCUGCUUAUAUACAACGGCGAAAUGUUACGUUUAGCAGGAACAUUGUGCAGAAUUCUAUAUGAAAAUGAAAUGGAUCAAAUAGCAUGGGCUUUUAAUGAAAAGAUCACUAAUAAUACGAACAAUGAUGAAGAUAUAAAGUCUAUCCGUGGAUAUCUUGAAAGCUGGGCAAUAUACGCCUUAACACAUUUUGCGUUUAAUCCAAGUACACCAAAUGCGCAAGUUGGAAUAAUAACGGAAUCACAAUUUUUCAAUUGUUCGAAAAAUAUAUUACCAAUUUUGUCAACGAAUGGCGUUCUUCCAAUAUCUAAUGUUCGUAUUCCAAAUCCAGCAAUGGCAGGAUUCAUAAAAACCAUUCCAGUUGUUCCGAAGAUUGUAUUCGAUCAGUGUUACACAUUUUUUAAGAAAGCAAGAGAUACGAUGAAACUUAUAAAGGAAUUGACUCUUCAAGAUGUCUUUCAUGAAUUAAGUAGUCGAACACUUUCUGAAGACGAAAUGACUGACCUUUUGAAAUGGUGGAUUUCUUAUAGAUCAAGAGGAUCUUUUGUUAGAGUAACGGAAAUUUCGCAGUUUAUGCAACUUGCACGUUUUGGAAAUAACUCUCGAUCUUUAAAUACAAUUCGUUAUUUUUUGAACCCAACAGUAAUCCCCUCAGAAAUGGAUGUUCCAGUUGAUGUACUGCCAUUUAAUAUAUCCAAAAACUUAAAAAAGCAAGAUCUUGAAAAAUUGGCUGGAUGGUCAGAAUUAUCUUUGAUUAAUUGGGCAAAGUUUAUUGUCAAAAAAUCUGAUCUGGAACGCGACCCUACAUUUGCUAAGAAAGUUAUUCAAAUUUUAGGAGAGGGUUUAAGUAAUAUUUCACAAACUGACAAGGAAAUUAUUCAACAGUUAUUUGCUCGUAAAAAAUGUAUUCCAACAAAAUUCGGAAUGAAGAUUCCAAAUGAAGCUUAUUUUAAAGAAGUUGAUCUAUUUUCUGACUUACCUACUAUCGAUUUAGAAGAAACUACAACCCUUAAAAAUAUAUUGGAACUAUUGGGUGUUCGAAAGGUUGUUGAAUUGAAACUUAUUUUUGAUCGCCUUGUUGGUCAAGGAAAUUGGGAUCAUAUACAACUCGCAAAAUAUCUUUCUUCAAUGUCAAGUAAUCUUAAACAAAAUGAAAUAAUGAUAUUAAAGGACAAACCCAUCUGGCCUAUAGAAAAAAGUUCAUCACGGUCUAAAAAAGGUGAAUCUAGGGAAAUACAACGUUUUGUCGCGAGAUCUUUGCAUACACCUUCGGAUAUACAUCGUGAAUUUGGUUUACCUCUGCUUGAUUGGAAAGGAGAAUGGGCUAGUCAAUCACAUGAAGGAAAAUUUAUUAUUGGAUUGGGUUUGCAAGAGUAUCCUACACUUAUGAAAAUUCUGGAACUGGCGGCAAAUCAUUCAAAUCUCAAAAUUCGUAGCAAGGCUCUCAGAUAUUUUAUUAAUAAUUUUGAAGAAAAGUAUUCUGGAGAUUAUGAUCCUCAAGUUGAUAUUGCAUUCUUACCUUGUUCGAAUCGAGGUACUUAUGCAAAGCCUUCAGAAUGUUACAUUAGUUCUGAAUGCACAAUAAUGAAAUUCAAUGCUGUAAGUCAAGAUUUACGGUUUCAAGUAGAACGAUUUGGUGUUCGACAGCAUCCUAGUCGUGAAGAACUCUUAAAAAGAUUAAACGAAGAACCACCACGACAUGAAAAUAAGGCGAAGACUAUUUUUGAAUAUUUGGCAUCACGACAAACAGUUUUUACCGAUGAUGAUUUUAAAUCUUUAACUGAUUUAAAAUUUAUCCCAAUAAAGAAAAAUUCUCGAGCUAAAAUAACUCUUGCCAGUCCACGCAAUUGUUUUUUUAGUGUUCAAGAAGAAUUGAAAAAUUUCUUUUCAUGCAUUGAUUUUGGAAGUAAAGCAAAAAUAUUUCUUCAAACUUGCGGUGUUAAAAACGAACCAGCUGCAACCGAACUUGCUGAAUUAUUAGUAAGUUCAUCACGUGAAGUGUACAAUUCACUGGGAAAUUUGGAAAAAUACUUGGAUAUUUUAAGAAAAAUUGCAUUUAAUUUUAGUACUAUAGAUAAACCAAGUUUAAUUGCAGUAAUGAAAAAAUCACCUAUUUUAAUAGGUGUUAAGAAACGUAGCAAUGGGAUUGAAACUUCUAGUUUGGCUUUAGGGAAAGACAUUUUUAUAAACGACAAUAGUGCAUAUCAACCAGUUUUUGAACCAUUUACAGCUCCGGUAGAAAGUGAUCAUUAUAUGAAAAUUUUGUAUAGUGAAUUGGGAUGUAGAUCCUUACAUGAUUCUGUACAAGAAAUUAUAAGGCCAAUAGGUAUUCGACAGAAUAAUCUUGAUCCAGAAACUGAAGAAUUAGAAGAAAAAAUCAUGGAGAGAGCAAGUUUGUUUUACUAUGAACAUCCUGACCCUAAAAAAAGUAUUGAAUGGUUUAAAAGACUGAAAGUUAAAGAGGCUAGCUAUAUGGAGACAACUUUUACAUUAGAUAAUAAUACUAUAGUUAAAAGAAGACAUACUAGUGCUUGUAUUCUUCAAGAUAUUAUGUACGUAACAACUAAACCUGCUCCACUUGAUAUUGCAGAACAAAUAGUCAAGAGCAUUUAUAAAAAAUUUGAAUGGAAAAAUGUUUUUAGUGUAUCUGUGCUUUUAACUGAAGAAUUAACAACUUUAAAACGUAAGGGAUAUCCGGUUGAUCACAUAUUAAAGCAACAAAAUUUACGAUAUGCGUUUCAACAAUCCACUGUAAAUGUUGAAAAAAAAAUAGUUAUAGUGACUCCUGCAUCUACUCAAAGAUUACGAAAUUCUUUACGUGAUUCUAUUAGAUCUUGUAAUUUAAAUGUAGGAAAUAUUAAUGGUAUUAUUAGCCAAGCUAAUGUUACAAUUGUUAAUGAAAGCAAAACAAGUUAUUGUGAUAUUAUACCGGGCCAUUUAUUAUCUCACGUUGGAACUAUACGUGAUAUUAAAUUAUAUGAUACUAAAAUUUAUCAACCAGAAAUCAUGUCCCCAUCAGUUACUGUUCAAUUAAAUCAUUUUAUAGAUAUAUUAAGAGAUAUUGCGAACGUUUUUGAACUUGUACCGAAAGCUGUUCAUAUUUUUUAUGAUAACAACUCAAGUUCAAUUGCAUUCAAUCGUGAUGGAGCGUUAUUUUUCAAUUUAAGCUAUUAUAUCGCGUUACACGAACAAGAUUGUAAAAUUAGACCUACAAAUGAUGCCAUGACAUAUUGGUUUAUGACAUUUUGUCACGAAUUAGCACAUAAUUUUGUUGUAAAUCAUAGUUCUGAACAUGAAUUUUAUUUUUCAUCAUUUACGGAAACUUAUAUGUCGAAAUUUCUAACAAUGAUGAAAAACCGUGGAAUUAUAUGGUAAAUGGUAAAAUUAUUGCGUUCCGCAUUUGUGGAAAAAAAAAAUUUUUUUAUUUAAGAAAUUUAUUACUUGUAUUAUUAUAUUCUUGUAUUUUUUUUUUUCUUUUUUCUUAUUUAUUUGUCUAUAUUU